UGUAUGGAGAAAUUGAAGGUACUGAACUGAACUCCAUAUUGAAACAAAGUUGUCAACUAGAAUCUUACCCUUUUACUUCUUUAUUUUAAUAUUUUAUUUCAUAUGCACCGAUGUUUUCAAGAUAUUAGCUUUAGAAUAGGGGCUAUUUUACUUAAUUUUCCUGCGGUGAGUGGCAAAAUAUAAAUAAUAUUUUCUAUAUUUAAACUUCCUUGAGCUAUUAUACAUAGCCAACAUUAUAAACGUCUGUUUUUCUUUAUUUACGGAACAAAUGGACAUGUCUUCCUCGAUAAUCACGCAAGUAACGAGGGAUGAAGAAGAUAACUAUAGUCUGCGCGACGAAGCCCUGUCUCCCCAUCCCCAUACCCCUGAACCAGCCCUACUCCCAACUGAAGAAGGAUGUGAGCAGCAUUGUGUUGAAUGACAUAUCAGUUGGCAUAAUUGCAGAUACCCCAUGCCCAUGUCGUUUCCUCGAAGAAGUGCCGCAGUCGUGGCAUUUUGAAAGUCUCUUCUGCUGCCUCUGUCACAAAGAAAUAGAGCAAAUCCCAGUCAACAACAAUGCCCCCUUAUUGGUGGAAGAAAAUGGGACCAUUUCAAAAGUCCCGGAAAAACCUCUGCUACCUCAAAUCAAGUCAAAAGACUCAGGGAAGAUCUGUGUUGUGAUUGAUUUGGAUGAAACAUUAGUGCACAGUUCAUUCAAGCCUGUGAACAAUGCUGAUUUUAUCAUUCCAGUGGAAAUUGAUGGAACAGUUCACCAGGUGUACGUGUUGAAGCGACCCAAUGUGGAUGAGUAUCUCAAAAGAAUGGGGGAGUUGUUUGAGUGUGUUCUGUUCACUGCCAGUUUAUCCAAGUAUGCCGAUCCAGUCUCCGACCUGCUGGAUAAAUGGGGUGCAUUCCGACACCGCCUCUUCCGGGAGUCCUGCGUGUUCCACCAAGGAAACUAUGUUAAAGACCUGAGUCGGCUGGGCAGGGACCUCAACAAAGUCAUCAUUGUAGACAACUCCCCAGCCUCCUACAUCUUCCACCCUGAUAAUGCUGUCCCCGUAACAUCCUGGUUUGAAGAAAUGGCCGACACAGAGCUACUAGAUCUCAUCCCAUUCUUCGAGAGACUAAGCCAAGUGGGAGAUGUCUACGAUAUUCUCAAGCAGCAGGGCAUUGCAAGCUAGUGCGUAAUUAGACACUGGCGGCAACUUUUCACCACAUGGGGGCCAUGGAAGAAGUUGGUGGGCAACAGGAUUCAAGUUUCUUCCCACUAGAAGGACCUGCUAGUGUCUCUCGGUCAUUGUCGUUCUCCAAAUUCCAUUCACACAAAACGUGAUGGAGAGGCCACUCAGUUUGGCACAGAGACGGAACAAUGAGGAACUGCUUUAUGGCAAACAUUGAAAAGAAUGGUAUCAGUUAUUUUUUCACAUUUGAUGUGGUAAUCACCUCUUGGUUAUGACUUUUCACCCUGAAGACAAGGUUAAGCGAAGCCCUUUUUCAUGGAACGGUGAUCAUUUAAGCAGGCGAUAAUGUCCUUUUCGCAAACUAUUUGGUGAAUACGAUAUACAAAACAAAGGGGUUUCAUCUUGAGAUCAAGAUAACUCAACCCAUUCCCACGUUUUAAUAUAUUUUAACCAAAGUAAGUAAGGGCCUAAGUAAGGGCAUACUUAACAACAAUCAUUCAAAGAUUAUUGUUUCCUAAAAUAUCCUGCUGUACCACAAGUAUAAUGUUUUAAAAAAUGUCAUCCCCUUUUAACUGAACAUUAUAUCAUGUGUUUUUUGCAACAUGAGAUACUAUUUUUGGAAAUGAUUCAAGGAUGUCAAGGAUGUAUGAUUAUGACAAAGGAUGGACUAUGUAGCAACACAGAAAGCAUGCAUUCAGACGAAGAGGUUUGAGUUUGGUCAGUGUUAGUAAUCUGUCUGUUAGUAAUCAUGUAUAAAAUACUGGAAUCACAUCAGUCAAGGAUUAUGAUGACCCAUUUAUCCAUUAUAUCAGAUAAGUGUUUACACUCCGUUUGAAAUAUAUUACACGCACAAAAUAUCUUAAUCAUAAUUUCGUCAAUCAUUCACUUAGGUACAUUAUCAACUGAAGGGUGUAUUGUCCUAUGUCCUGGAGCCUUUUCAGGAGGAUGUAACAUUACAGAACGUUCAGAUAUCAAUGUAUCACGUGGAACAGAAACUUUUUUCUGUCAGAUAGAAUAUUCAUUAUAUUUCUAUCUGCACCAUUCAGCGAGUCCCACCUCCCUGAAUACACCUCUGAAUAGGCAAUAGCCUACAUGUACAGUGCAUACGGAAAGUAUUCAGACUCCUUGACUUUUUCCACAUUUUGUUACGUUACUGCCUUAUUCUAUAAUUGAUUCAUUUUGAUUUUUCAAAAUCCUCAACAAUCCACACACAAUACCGCAUAAUGACAAAGCAAAUACAGUUUUUUUUACAUUUUUGGAAAUGUAUUAAAAAUAAAUAACAGAAGUACCUUAUUUACAUAUUUAUUCAGACCCUUUUCUAUGAGACUCGAAAUUGAGCUCAGAUGCCAGGGCCUUGGUCAGGGAGUUAACCAAGAACCCAAUGGUCACUCUGACAGAGCUCCAGUUCCUCUGUGGAGAUGGGAGAAUCUUCCAGAAGGACAACCAUCUCUGCAGCACUCCACCAAUUAAGCUUUCAUGGUAGAGUGGCCAGAUGGAAGCCACUCUGCAGUAAAAGGCACAUGACAGCGGGCUUGGAGUUUGCACACACUCUAGCAGGGAUUUUGGCCCACUCCUCUACACAGACCUUCUCCAGAUCCUUCAGGUGUCGGGGCUGUCGCUGGGCAAUACGGACGUUCAGCUCCCUCCAAAGAUUUUCUAUUGUGUUUCGGGUCGUUGUCAUGCUGGAAGACCCAGCCACGACCCAACUUCAAUGCUCUUACUGAGGGAAGGAGGUUGUUGGCCAAGAUCUCGCGAUACAUGUCCCCAUCCAUCCUCCCCUCAAUAUGGUGCAGUCGUCCUGUCCCCUUUGUAGAAAAGCAUCCCCAAAGAAUGAUGUUUCCACCUCCAUGCUUCACAUUUGGGAUGGUGUUCUUGGGGUUGUACUCGUCAUUCUUCUUCCUCCAAACAUGGCGAGUGGAGUUUAGACCAAAAAGCUCUAUUUUUGUCUCAUCAGACCACAUGACCUUCUCCCAUUCCUCCUCUGGAUCAUCCACAUGGUCAUUGGCAAACUUCAGACGGGCCUGGACAUGCGCUGGCUUGAGCAGGGGGACCUUGCGUGCGAUGCAGCAUUUUAAUCCAUGACGGCGUAGUGUGUUACUAAUGGUUUUCUUUGAGACUGUGGUCCCAGCUCUCUUCAGGUCAUUGACCAGGUCCUGCCGUGUAGUUCUUGGCUGAUCCCUCACCUUCCUCAUGAUCAUUGAUGCCCCACGAGGUGAGAUCUUGCAUGGAGCCCCAGACCGAGGGUGAUUGACCAUCAUCUUGAACUUCUUCCAUAUUCUAAUAAUUGCGCCAACAGUUGCAGCUUGGUGAGAAGGCAACUUGCCUAUUGUCCUGUAGCCCAUCCCAGCUUUGUGCAGGUCUACAAUUUUAUCCCUGAUGUCCUUACACAGCUCUCUGGUCUUGGCCAUUGUGGAGAGGUUGGAGUCUGUUUGAUUGAGUGUGUGGACAGGUGUCUUUUAUACAGGUAACGAGUUCAAACAGGUGCACUUAAUACAGGUAAUGAGUGAAGAACAGGAGGGCUUCUUAAAGAAAAACUAACAGGUCUGUGAGAGCCGGAAUUCUUACUGGUUGAUCAAAUACUUAUGUCAUGCAAUAAAAUGCAAAUGAUUUACUUAAAAAUCAUACAAUGUGAUUUUCUGGAUUUUUGUUUUAGAUUCCGUCUCUCACAGUUGAAGUGUACCUAUGAUAAAAAAUGACCUCUACAUGCUUUGUAAGUAGGAAAACCUGUAAAAUCAGCAGUGUGUUAAAUACUUGUUUUCCCCACUGUAGUUGUUUGAAAACUUUUUUAAACAAUGUUUAUUUUACCUAUGUUAAAGAUGUCAUGUUUUAUUUCGUAGAUUAAUUGAUAUUGCAAACUUUUAAUAAUUCUAGUACGGUGUCCAGGUUGGGAAAUGGUUUGUAAUCCAUAUGCUGGAGUUGUAUGUGUGGAAUUUGGUUUUAACAAGCAAAAUGUAUGCUUCUGUUCUUUUAAGUACUUCAACUAGACUUUUUUAUAUGCAAUAUCAUAUUGCAAGUCUAAUGUGGGGCUCAUUUAACCUGUACAGUCAGUUGAGUGGGUUGCCUUUUCAUAGCUCCUUGUAAUCAUGCCUUGUAACGAUCUUAAUUUUCUUCAUGACACUUCCUGAUGUGUUUGCUUGUGCAUGUACGUGACUACGUCUCUGUGCAUGCGGAUCUGCGUUACCUUAAAAAUACAAUUCAGCAAUAAUUUGACAAGAUCUAUGUCUUUAAAUACAAAGAUUAUUUUAAUGACUAUAAUCAUUUGCUGUUAGUUUUUUUACUGCAUGCAACAAGAGCGUUAACAUCCAUGUACUGUAAAGAAACUGAAACUGCUAAUUAAUUAUAAGAAAGAACUAUAAAACGAUUUGUACUUUCCCACAAUAAAGCAUGAUUUGUCAAAA
Messenger RNA from Oncorhynchus masou masou (cherry salmon), 4561 nucleotides. RefSeq names its product carboxy-terminal domain RNA polymerase II polypeptide A small phosphatase 1-like. The transcript has 8 exons. NCBI's taxonomy places the organism in Eukaryota, Metazoa, Chordata, Actinopteri, Salmoniformes, Salmonidae. Gene Ontology annotation, molecular function: RNA polymerase II CTD heptapeptide repeat phosphatase activity. The coding region runs from base 309 to 1163 and encodes 284 amino acids. The record is from RefSeq and is a predicted model, not a curated record.